Messenger RNA from Lonchura striata (white-rumped munia), 1002 nucleotides. The record is from RefSeq and is a predicted model, not a curated record. Lineage: Eukaryota; Metazoa; Chordata; Aves; Passeriformes; Estrildidae.
AUGCCCGGGCUCCUCGGGCCAGGCCAGCUCCUGGCACUGAUGGUUCUGGUCCUGCAGCCCACGGGGACUCAGGAGGCUCAGUGUCCCAUCCCUUCCAUUGCAAACGGGCAGCUGAGCUCUGCAGAGAACUUCACCCACGGCAGCACCGCCACACUGCAGUGCGACCCCGGCUUCGUGCCCACCGCCAGCACGGCGCGCUGCACGCCCAGCGGCCGGUGGUACCCACGGGUGCCCUCCUGUGUCCCAGGGCAGUGUCGCCACCCUCCCUCUGUGGAGUUCGCCGACUUCCAGCACCGGCGCGAGUUCCUGGUUGGGAGCACGCUGUCCUACUCCUGCAGAGCCGGCUUCUCCCUGAUCCCCGGAGUGUCCCCAACCACCACCUGCCUCCAGAACUUCACGUGGUCCCCGGUGCCGAGGCUGUGCCAGAAGGUGCAGUGCUCCAGCCCGGUCAUCCUCCACGGGACAGAGGCCAGCCCCAGGAGAGCCGAGUACACCUUUGGGCAGCAGGUGGAGUUCCAGUGUGAGCACGGCUACAUGCUCCGGGGCAGCGACAGGGUCCAGUGCUCCUCUGAUGGGAUGUGGAGACCCCCCGUGCCCUACUGUGACAGGGUCUGUGGCCCCCCUCCCAAAAUCACCAACGGGCAGCACUCUGGCAUGGGGCUUACAAAGUUCCCCUACGGCUCUGAAGUGAAGUACAGCUGUGCAGAGGGGCUGUCCCUCAUCGGGGACGAGUCCCUGCACUGCACCUCCGAGGAUGGGGAGAACAUGACCUGGAGCGGGCCUGCCCCGGAGUGCAGGGUGGUUCGGUGCCCCAGGCCCGUGGUGGAGAGGGGAAGGAUGACCCCACAGACCUUCACCUUUCCCUACGGGCUGCUCCUGCACUUCUCCUGUGACCAAGGCUUCAGGCUGCAUGGCGCUGCCCAGAGCCAGUGCCUGGCUGAUGGCGCCUGGCACCCACCCCUGCCCACCUGCCAGCCAGUUCAUUGUCCCAAACCCCUGUAG